UUUCCCUUCCUUAUACUACUCAUGGCGCUUUCCGAUAACGCUCGUCAAUCUCUCAUGCCAAGCUUUCUCUAUUCGAUGUCUUCGUCGAAUAAAACCCUAGGUUUUGAGAAUCUUCUCAACCGAAACCAGAACUCCCCAUCUCUAUCAGCUCCAUCCUUCCCAACGACCAAUGGAGUUUCGAAAAACUUCAUCAUUCCUUCUCCGAGCGAACCCGGGAUCGCGAUGUAUUCUCCGGCUUUCUACGCCGCUUGUACUGCCGGUGGAAUCUUGGCUUGUGGCCUUACUCAUAUGGCCGUUACUCCUCUGGAUCUGGUUAAAUGUAAUAUGCAGAUUGACCCCGCAAAGUACAAGAGCAUCAGAUCUGGGUUUGGAGUUUUGCUUAAAGAGCAGGGGGUUAAAGGUUUCUUCAGGGGUUGGGUGCCAACCCUGCUUGGGUAUAGUAUGCAGGGUGCCUGCAAGUAUGGAUUCUAUGAAUUCUUUAAGAAGUACUACUCAGACAUUGCUGGGCCUGAGUAUGCAACCAAGUACAAAACCUUGAUCUACCUUGCUGGUUCUGCAUCUGCUGAGGUGAUUGCCGAUGUUGCCCUGUGCCCUAUGGAGGCAGUGAAGGUCCGUGUCCAAACUCAGCCCGGGUUUGCUAAGGGGCUGUCUGAUGGGCUCCCCAAGUUUGUCAAAGCACAAGGAUAUUUUGGGUUGUACAAAGGGCUUGUUCCACUAUGGGGGCGUCAGAUUCCAUAUACCAUGAUGAAGUUUGCUUCCUUUGAGACCAUUGUGGAGAUGCUGUACAAGUACGCCAUCCCCACCCCAAAGGACCAGUGCAGCAAAUCUCUACAGCUGGGUAUUAGCUUUGCUGGUGGAUAUGUUGCUGGUGUUUUCUGUGCUAUUGUCUCUCACCCAGCUGACAAUCUUGUCUCCUUCCUCAACAACGCCCAGGGCGCCACUGUGGGUGAUGCUGUGAAGAAGCUAGGGUUGUGGGGUCUCUUCACUCGUGGUCUUCCUCUUCGUAUUGUGAUGAUCGGUACCCUUACUGGAGCUCAAUGGGGCAUCUACGAUGCUUUCAAAAUUUUUGUUGGGCUGCCAACAACUGGUGGUGCUGUCGCUAAAGCUCCUGCCCCCGAUGCAUCUGAGCUUGCAAAGGUGUAACUUGGGAAUAUUGAAUGCUUUCCUUUUUCCCAGAUUGCAGACUGGGGUUUUUGUUGCUGAAAAAGGUGACCAGUGGCAAAGUGGAGGUGUAUUCUUUUCCUAUUCAGAAGAUUUUUUAGCUACAUUUAUUUUGUGAGGAUGGUUUUGAAUUCAUCCUCUAAAUCUUGAGGACAUAGGUGCAGUAGAUCCUAUACGGUGACUGGUAAUAAUGAUUAGAAAGGUGGGGAUGUUGAUUUUAUCAGGCCCAUCUGUACUUCACAAACGUUUUGUA
Messenger RNA from Telopea speciosissima, 1414 nucleotides. RefSeq names its product mitochondrial phosphate carrier protein 3, mitochondrial-like. The coding region runs from base 22 to 1143 and encodes 373 amino acids. Gene Ontology annotation, molecular function: phosphate transmembrane transporter activity. Lineage: Eukaryota; Viridiplantae; Streptophyta; Magnoliopsida; Proteales; Proteaceae. The record is from RefSeq and is a predicted model, not a curated record. The transcript has 8 exons. Gene Ontology annotation, biological process: mitochondrial phosphate ion transmembrane transport. Gene Ontology annotation, cellular component: mitochondrial inner membrane.